AUGUAAAAAUCCUGGGAAACCUUAUGUAAAAAUCUUAGAAGUCCAUUUCUUUAACAUUUCUUAGAUAUUUAAACACUUAUUGAUGAUCUUGGUCAAUAAAUAGAUUAACCUUAAAUAUCUCAUGAAAUUGCAAUUCAAAUUUAAGAAAUGAUAUCUCAAAUAGUUUAGAUGUAUGUUUAAAUAAUAAGUUUAGUAUAGAUAUUGAACAUUAGCAUUUACUUGAUGGAUUUGAAUAGAGUGUUUUAUUAUUUGCAUAAAUUGAUUCAGAAGAUAAAGUAAAGUAGUUUGAAACAUUAAAUCUCAUAUAAGAGUUAUUUAAUAAAUUAGCAUUAUCAUAUUUCUAUAAUGAUGAUCUUUUAGAUGAAAAGAAGAUUUAAAUGCCUAUAAAUGAUGGUACAUCCACUUGUUCUGAUUUUUCAGAUGAUAAUUUUGAAGUUGAAGACUAUGAAUGUUAAGUUGCUUAAGAGCUCUUUUAAUAAAUAAAAAGUCAAUUAUAAGAUACUGAAAUUGAAUAGAAAUGUUAUUAAUUCCAUUUUACAAUAUUUUAAGAGUAAUUAAACAUUAUUGAUUUUUUUAACGAUUCACUUGAAUUAUAAAUUAAAGAAUAUGAUGUGAUUGUAUUUUUAAAUUAUUCAGGACUACUUUAAAAAUUAAUGAAUUAUAAAUUAGAUAAUUAAUUGGAAUACUUUGUAGGCUAAUUAUUUAUAAUACUAAACAGAAUUAAAAAUGAUGAAAUAGAUUAAUUGAUUGAAGCAAAUUGUUUUGAACUUAAAUAUAGUAGAUUAUCAUAAAGGAAAUUUAUGAGAUGUAAGAUUUUAUCCAAUUUAUAUACUAAACUUGUAUAUGAGAAAUUAGAUAGAUGGAGAACAAAUUAAAAUGUUUAAGAAAUUCAAGGUGAAAAUUUAAAAUCUUUGAGACGUUUUAUUAUUUAACAUAAAGCUCCAUUAAGUAGAUGGGAAGUGAGUAUUUUAUCUAUUUAAGAUGUUUAGAUCAAUAAUGAAAAUAUUUUAGAUAAAUUUUAAAAAUUAGUUAUUGCUUUAUCAUUACCUUAUGAUUUACUUUUAGAGAAUUUUACUAUAUUAGAUAAAUUGUAUGUUAAUUUAUAAUAAUUCUAAAAAUGGUUUAAAUUAAGUUCAAUUCCAUUUACAGUUUCUGAAAUCUCUUAAUUAUUUAAAGAAGUCAGUUAAACUUAUGGAUAUUAUACUAAUUAAGGUAUAAAAGUGACAUAAAGAAUUGAUUUCUAUUAAUUUUUAGAAACUGUUUAUGCUCUUAAUCAAAAUUAAAACAGUAUCAAAGAGAAACCAGAAGGUAAAAUUGUUAAAUAUAAUGAUGAAAUUACUCUUCAAUAAUAUAAUCGACAUUUAUAACUCAAAGUAAAUGAUUUGUAAUAAUAACUGAAUUAAAAAGAUAUUCUUAUUGAUUAAUUAAAAAAGAAUUAAUAAGAUUCUUAAUAAACAUCAAGAAUCAAAACUAAAUCUAAUAAUGAAAUUAAAGAUAAGGAAUCUGAACUUAAAAUAGAAUUAUUACAUUAAGCAGAAAUAAACUCUAUUAAAAAUGAAACUUAAAAUUAAUUGAAAAUAAUUGAACUUAAAUGGAAAAAUAAAACUAAAGAUUUGUUAUUUGAAUUAGAAAAUAAGGAUAAAUAAAUUGAUUAAUAUAGAUAAUAAUUAGAAGCCUUAAUGAAAGAAUUUGAAUGGGUAAAAACAGAAAGAAGAAUUAAAUGA
Messenger RNA from Paramecium pentaurelia, 1724 nucleotides. The record is from the annotation of a GenBank genome assembly. NCBI's taxonomy places the organism in Eukaryota, Ciliophora, Oligohymenophorea, Peniculida, Parameciidae.